Messenger RNA from Penicillium mononematosum, 213 nucleotides. RefSeq lists its product as uncharacterized. The record is from RefSeq and is a predicted model, not a curated record. Lineage: Eukaryota; Fungi; Ascomycota; Eurotiomycetes; Eurotiales; Aspergillaceae. The transcript has 2 exons. Bases 1 to 213 code for a protein of 70 amino acids.
AUGGCGACGUACAGGGUUUUCGAUUCUCUUGCCCCACACGAGGCUACUCAGCGCCGGCGUGUGGCGACCUUCAAUUCUGGUGCUGAGGCUCGGCUCGAUGGAUACCUUCGGAACAAGGAUGAUGGCGGCAUCAAAGUCAUUCUUGAGACAAAACGCGGACUCCGUCAUUUCCACGAGCCCCAGGGCUCAACAUUCAAUGCAGGAAGCUGCUGA